Molecule: messenger RNA, 1827 nt
Organism: Taeniopygia guttata (zebra finch)
Lineage: Eukaryota; Metazoa; Chordata; Aves; Passeriformes; Estrildidae
Gene: MARVELD3
Product: MARVEL domain containing 3
Cellular component (GO): membrane
Source: RefSeq, a predicted model, not a curated record
CAAGCAUGUUCCGUGGCAGGUGAAAAACCUCGAGACGUUAUCGCCACAAGGGGCUGCGGGGACAGUGUCCGUGGAAACGAAAGGGAGUGGGCACACACGCCAACAGCCGGUGAAUCGUGCGGAAGUGCCGGAAGAGCGCGCACCUGCGCCGGGGAGCUGAGCACCUUCAGACGGGGCAGGGCCUGGCCCGGUCGGAGUUUCCACCACUUUGGAGAGGAGCCGGCGGGCCGGAGGCGAGCGGACAAGACGGAGUUCACCGCGCCGGCAGUAUCUCGGGGCGGCCCGGCCCGGCCCCCCGUCCCCAGCGCCGGCGGAGCGGGGCCGCGCCGGGCCAUGGCGGAGCGGGGCAGCCCCCGUGCCGCGCUGGGGGGACGCGCCGGGGCGGGCCGGCGCGUCGUAACCGGGCCGGAGGCAGAGGGGCCGCGCGGAAGCCGCGCCGUGCCAGGGUCGCUGGAGCGCCGCCGCUGCCUGUACCUGCACACGGGCCGGGCCUGGUGCCAGAUGGUGGAGGUCCUGCUCGCCGCCCUGAUCCUGGUCUGCAGCUCCGUGUCCUGCGGCUCGGCGGGAGGAUACACCGGCCUCCCCGCCCUGGGGGGCAUCUACUACUACCAGUACGGCGGAGCCUACAGCGGCUUCAGCGGGGCGGAUGGGGAGCGAGCCCAGCAGCUUGACCAACGUUUCUACUUACUGAAGCUGCCCAUUGCAAGGGCAGCGAUGGUCGUGGGAGGGUGUCUCCUGGUCUUCCCUUGUGUUCUAUUUUUGGUUAGUGUUCUGCAGGUCCCGUGGCACUUCCCAGCAUGGCUGCUAAUUGAAUGCACCUUGUACAUAGUGAUUGCAGUUGGCACAGUGCCUGCUCUGUACUAUUUCCUCCAUUCUCUGCUGAGCGUUUAUAAUUCGUCAGUGUGCAAAGAGCGAGAGCAGCUUUAUCAAAGCAAAGGCUAUCAGGGCUUCUGGUGCAGCCUGCAUGGGGCAGAGAUUGCUGCUGGCCUAUUGGGCUGCAUGGCUGCCAUGGCAUACCUGCUCAGUGCAGGCAUAGCUGUCAGAGAUUACAGGACAGUUCAUGAACAGAAACAGAAGCCAUUGCAACUAUAAGAACUUUCAAAUGAUUCCUCCACUCCAGUAAUGGUCUUGAUUUUUGCCAGUCUCCUCACUGAGAUGAAGCAGUAUACUUUCCUUUCUUCGGGACAGUACAGCCUUAAUGCUACAGAACACUCACCAGGCUGGCAUAGCUCUAAAUAUGGUAGAGUCAGGCUAUUCCUAACUUGAAUUUGCAUUAUUGAGUUAUUAGUGUCUCAAAGCUGAUGCAAUUGAUUGUCUCUGCUUCACAGGCAGCCCUUCCCUUCUCCAGUGAGACCUUGAUACAAGUAGUGCCACUACAUGCAUCUGUCAAUGCAUGUGGUGGCAAUACAUGCUUUCAGCUUUUUGUAGCUGAAACUGUCUUUACAAAAGGCAUGUGACUUCACUGAGAAAAGAGCUCUUAAAAACAAGUGACUGAGGCCCAUGGUUGUGACAGCUAAAUAUUGCCUCCUUGUAGGUCUCUUGGAAUCAACAGACAAGGGUGAACAUGACAUUUAUAAGGCCUUGAAAAAAUCCUGAAAAAACCUCUCAAACUCAGUCUAACUUGUGAUACAAUGCCUUUUCAAACUCCUGGAGAGGGUGCAUUUAUGUAUGAAAUGGUCUUUUUGUAUAACUUCUAUACAAGAGUUUUGCUUAAAAAGAUGCCCUGGAUUGGGAUAAUCAGACAAAAGCUUUAUGAGAUCAAAUGGGUGAUUGAAUAUAGGAGUAUAUAGUUUUUGAAAUACAUUUUCAAUGUAGGAGUUGGAGAAA